AUGUCCAGUCUAAAUGGCUCCACAUCUAACCUCACUCAGAAUCAGAAUCCACUUGUGGCGGAUCGAGAUGUGAGAACAGUUUUGUCUGUGACCCCAUGUGUCGUUUUCCUCUAUGUCAACGGUGUGAUGCUAUUCACCUUGAAGAAAAAGGCUGUUUUCCAGGAUUCAUCUCGCUACAUUCUGUUCGGUCACAUGCUUUGGCUUGACACAUUUAAUCUGCUCAUGAGUGUAGUGCUGUUUGUUAUUGCUGUUAGUAGGAUUUCUUUAUUGAAAGUUGUCUGUGUUAUUCUUUUGGUUGCUGCUACAGUUAUCUAUCAGGUUUCAAUUUUAAAUCUGGCUUUAAUGUCACUGGAGAGGUAUGUGGCCAUCUGCUUUCCUCUCAGGCAUGCAGAUAUCACCACGUUCAGAAGAACUCACAUGGCCAUUGGUGUUGUCUGGAUGAUAAGUUGGAUUAAGCCCAUGUCUGAGCUGACUAUUUUCUAUGCCUUUGAUUCAACAAACACACAAGUUAAUUUGCUCUGUUCGAAAACAACUUUUUUCAGGCUGCCAAUAUAUAAGAAACUUGAUGUAGCCUUUGCUUGUAUAUAUUUUGUGUCUGUGUGUUUUAUUGUAAUAUUUACUUAUGCAUCUAUAGCAAUUGUGGCUAAAUCAGCCUCCGGUGAUAAGAUUUCAGCCAAAAAAGCUAAUAAGACUGUCCUGUUGCAUUUAAUACAGUUGGGUCUGGGUGCUGCGUCUAUUUUAGUCGGAGUCAUCCAAGAGGCCGCAUUCAUUUAUACUGACUAUUUUACUGCAAUGUCGAUAAUGUAUAUUUGUUUUGUAGUAUUUCAGAUUUCCCCCAGAUGUCUUAGUCCUCUUAUAUAUGGCCUGAGAGAUCAAGCCUUUAGCUGUUUAUUUAAAUACUACUUCACAUUUGGUCUGAAAAGGCAAAACAGUUGUCAUACAGAGACACAUUUAGUAGCAGGACACUGA
Messenger RNA from Triplophysa rosa, 969 nucleotides. Its product is annotated as odorant receptor 131-2-like. The transcript has a single exon. Bases 1 to 969 code for a protein of 322 amino acids. NCBI's taxonomy places the organism in Eukaryota, Metazoa, Chordata, Actinopteri, Cypriniformes, Nemacheilidae. Gene Ontology annotation, cellular component: membrane. Gene Ontology annotation, molecular function: G protein-coupled receptor activity. The record is from RefSeq and is a predicted model, not a curated record. Gene Ontology annotation, biological process: G protein-coupled receptor signaling pathway.